AUGGACCCGUUUGAGCCGCAUGAAAGAGGCUCCAGCAGCUCCAGAGGCUACUCGGAGCCUGGUGUCCUCGAUCGAAAGAGGCCUGUUGCCCGCUUCCCUGAUUCCUUUUCUGCAAACCUCGGCCGAAAAGCUUCUUCCUUCUUCCGUCAACAAGACUCUGCUUCUGGAAUCGACGAAACCCCUUCUUCACCCCCUCCCCUUCCUCAAAGCAAGAGCGUCGUUCAUCGCAAACGAGACGUCAUCCCAGGCUUACCUUCGCCUCCUCCCCUUCCUGUACCCCGAAAUCGACAGGUAUCCGCGGCUUCUUCAGUCAAAGCCAUGGUCGCCAAAUUUGAGGGCGUUGGAGACACACCUGAAAAGUCCAGCGAGAUGGCGGAUCGUGGGGACCACAAUCUCAUUGCCUCUUCGCCAAUUGUCGACAAGGGAAAGGGCAAGUCUUCCUUCAACGAAUCCACCGACAUCACUGCUGCUUCGCUCCCGACUAGUCUUAUCUCUCAGCCCGAAGAGAAACAUUCUGUCAAGGAAGACACCGAUCUCGAGUUCCUCAAGAUGCAGGAAUUUUUCAAAGGCGAGCCCCUUGCUCGUUGCCUCGACGACUAUAUCCCCCCUACCCACAUCGACAAGAAGGUGAAGGUCCUUCCUCUCGAGGAGGACGGAGGUGAGUCCAUGGUUAAAGCCGCCAAGAUUGAACUCUGGAACAAAUUGGCUUCUCUCACCAACGCUCUCGAGGAGCGAUACCCUUCUGUCAAGGAGGAGCGUGAGACCAAGCAAGCUGUCGUUGCUACUGCUUCCGCUUAUCUUGAUGAGGCCCUCGGACAGUCAUCCAGGCAGAGGCACCAUCAAGAAGAGGCACAGGCAAGCACCAAAGCCUCUCGAAGAGCCGAUAAAAAAGCCCAGAAGAAAGCCGACAAGAAAUCCCAGAAGGCUGCCAAACGCGAGAAUCCCGUUACCUCACCGGCGAACACUCAGGAGGACUCAGCCAAGGAAUUCGUGCUCCGUCAGAGAUACCCCGAGAUCUAUGCAAAGAUCGACCUCUGGAGAGCUCUUGCAGACCCCGACAUGCAAGACAAUGCUGAUGACGAGAGUAUCUCAGAGUCUGGCAUCGAGUCUUUUCAGUCAACUACUCAGUCAACUGCUCAGACCGCUACUCAGCAGACUAAAUCGAUCCCUAUCCAGCAGCCCAGUACCUUGGCGGCCAAGCUUGACAACGACAAGACACUCGCUGACGACUCCUCCGAGUGUGAUAAUUGGAGCACUGGCUCAUCCAACGGCGAUCCGUUCUACUUGAACAAGUACCUCACCCCGUCUUACCAGGCUGCUGCCAAAACCUUCCUCGAGGAUUUCGACCGAAAGAAUCCCAUUCAACCUGUUGCUCCACAGCCCGUCAGCCAGUCCGUUGCCAAUGCGACUGUUCAUAAGGCUGCUCCUCAGACCAUCGACGGCGAGGAUUCUUGCACAUUCAUUCAGAGAGAUCCGAAGGAGGCCACCGAGACUCAGAAGCACAAGGAUGAGAUUAACCAGCGCGCUGUCGAGCGUGUCAAUGCCGCCCACGCCGAGGGCAAGAUCGUCCAUCUCGAGAAUACAAAGACUCUUCGCGACGCCAUCGUAACGAACAUCAAGAAGGAAGACAUCGUCCCUGGAUUUGGAAAUACGAAGAAGCAGCCUGCAAUCGACUUCGACGAGGAUGCUUACGCUGAGCGCUCGAUCGCUUCCCACACCAUGAAGCCUGCGCCGCUGCGAAUCCCUUCUCGAAUGAAGCAGCCCGUUGACGGAAGCGACAAGAAAGUCGAUGCCAAGCCCAUUGCCACGACCCAGCCCAUGGUCACCAGAGACGUAAUGGUUCCCGGCGUUGACUUUGGCAAGAGCAGCAGAAUCAUCAGUGGUUCUUCUGCACAUAGCACUCGUGGCGCUGUUAACUUCAGCUGGCCCAAGAUCCAACGCGCUGGCGGCAGGAACAAGUACGAAUUCCGCGACGAUGAGGAAUCGGACUACGAGCACGAAGAGAAGAAAUCCGACGCUCUUGCUGCUCACAGCACCGCAGGUACCUUUGGAAAAAACUCAGUUGCUGGUGGUCACGACUCCAUGACUUCGGACGCGACCCAGGCUAAGGGUUCAACCCAGUCUCAGUCAUCCGCGUCUGCACAGCCGGACAUGGAAAACAGCCAGAACACCCAACGUCGCAGCUUCACCGCGGACGAGUAUCAGGCUCUCAUCCAGGAUGAGUACGACACUUUCGCCAAGGCGUCACCCGAGAAGAAGCAAGAGCGACUCGAGGCUGCCAUGUCCGCUCUCAAUACCGGUAUCACCGAUACUGCUUCUAGCAUCACCCGCCAGACUGUGGUCAUUCCCGCUCAUCAUCGACGGCCUACUGUUCGUCUGCCCGGCACUACUGCUCUGCCGCCCACCCCGGCCACUUCUCAUGCCCCCGUCACCACGGGUGAGAAGUUGGCUGAGUUAGACGACUUCUUCUCUGAGGAGAACGAUCGUCUGUUCACGACUGCUCGCACUAAAACUGGUUCGAGCUACGGUUCGAACUAUGGCACCGGCACCGUUACUGGCUCCCAAGGUCAAGAUGAGGCUUGGAAUGACCCCAACUACCAUGAGGACGCCCUCGCGUACGGUUACGCUUACAAGCAGACCAACUACCACACUCUGCCGGACUCCAUGAACCCCGUGCCCCUCACCCACGACCAGCGCCGCCAGAUUCUGAAGAGCUACGGCAUGUCUGAGUCAGAAUAUCCCGCCCCCCCUGCCGGCUAUCCCAACCCUCCCGGCCCGGACAAGGGAUCCGACGUGCCUCCCUGCCCCACUCGCCCUGCUCCUCUUGCUCCAGCUCCUCCCAGUACCGGAGGUGGCGGCGACGGAUUCGACAAGGGCGGCAGCGGUCGAUCCCGCGUUGACGGCGAAGCUCCCGCCCAGAGCUUGCGCAAGCAUCGUCGCUUCCAGCGCGCUGCUACGGCCCCUCCCGCACCUCCUCCUGUCAGCCCUGCCCCUGGCUACGACGCUGACUGGUUCUGA
This is a messenger RNA of Colletotrichum destructivum, 3018 nucleotides long. RefSeq lists its product as uncharacterized. Lineage: Eukaryota; Fungi; Ascomycota; Sordariomycetes; Glomerellales; Glomerellaceae. Bases 1 to 3018 code for a protein of 1005 amino acids. The transcript is spliced from 2 exons. The record is from RefSeq and is a predicted model, not a curated record.